AUGUUGUUUUCCGGAGUUGAUAACAAGUCGUUACAAGUUGACAUAUCUUUUUUAAAGAAAAUCAAUAAAGUAGCAUCAGUUAAAGAAAAAAUAAUUAAAAAAGCUGAAGAGCUUGAUGUGGGGUACCUAUACCCCAUAAAAGCUAUUAAAAUAGUAAACGGGAAGUAUGGCGAAAUUCCUUUAGUGGAGUUUGAAGAGUUUGUGGUGUUCCUGCCAAAAAGAAUGACGGAGGUGGUGGGGGAAAACAUACAAGAGCUGAACACUGGGAAAUUUGGUCUGGUAUAUGUAUAUAGGGCUAAAGGAAUUCACCAAAAACAAGCUGAACCCUUCACCCGUAUUUGA
Molecule: messenger RNA, 342 nt
Organism: Brassicogethes aeneus
Lineage: Eukaryota; Metazoa; Arthropoda; Insecta; Coleoptera; Nitidulidae
Source: the annotation of a GenBank genome assembly